AUGGAAUGGACUCAAGAGCUUGAGGAGGAAGGGGAGGAGGAGGAGAGAGCGUUGAGGGCGAGAGUGAGGGAGAGAGAGGAGGAGAGGAGGAGGAGGGUGGAGGAGGUGAGAAGGAAGAUGGAAGCGGCUAGUGAGGAGAGGAGGAGGAGGGAGGAGCGGGAGAAAGGUGGGGUUGUUUCUGGAGGGGAGGAGCGGACUGAGGAGCUAGAAGGGAGGGGCGGAUUGGGUGUUGUGGCUGGAAAAGGCAAGGAUAGGAAAGGAGGAGUGGAGGAGAAGAAAGGAGGAGCGGAGGAGAAGGGAGGAGUGGAGAAACCAGAGAGGUUUUCUGGGGUUUUGGUGAAGGAAGAGAGUGAGUCUGGUUUAGAGGGACGAGGCGUGCAAAAGGUGUUGGUGAAACGAGGUUCGAUGAAAGGGGAGGCGAGGGAAAGUGAGAGCUCGAGUGAGGGAGAGGAAGGGUGGAGUGAUAUGGAGGAGGGAGAGGAGGAGGAUGAUGAAGCGUCGUGGAGUGCUGAUGACGAUAAUGGAGAUGCUAUUAGCGAGGAUGCUGAUAAGGAGGAGGCAGGGAAGAAGGAGAAUGAGGAGGAAGGGAGGAAGGAGGAGGAAGGGAAGAAAGAGGAGGAAGGGAGGAAAGAGGAGGAGGGUAGGAAAGAGGAGGAGGGGAGGAAAGAGGAGGAGGGGAGGAAAGAGGAGGAGGGGAGGAAAGAGGAGGAGGGGAGGAAAGAGGAGGAGGGUAGGAAAGAGGAGGAGGGGAGGAAAGAGAAGGAAGUUGAGAAGGUAGUGGCGGAGAGAGAGGAUGGUGCAGAGGAGAUUGACAAGGUGGAAGAAGGGAGAGGGGGGAAGGGGGAAGCCAUGGAUAGGGAUGGCGAGGAUGGGAGGAAAGAGGAGGAAAUUGAGAAGGUAGAGGCGGAGAGAGAGGAUGACCCAGAGGAGAAUGACAAGGUGGAGGGGGGAAGAGGGAAGAAGGGGGUCGCUAAACGUGGUGCUGUUGAUGCUGAUGCUGAUUAUACUGAUGUUGAUGCUGAUGCUGAUGAGGAAUUGUGGAGUGAUGUUGAUGUUAAUAGUGAUAACGAUGAUGCUGGUGAUGAGGAUGGGAGCGGACCAAGGUAUGAGGGAGAGAAAGGGGGGUGGAAUGAGAAAGAGGAAGGGGAGAGAGAUCAGAAGGAGAGGUUUGUUGUUGAGGUGGCUCAGAAGUAUGAGGAACGGAGCGAGAUGGAGGAGAGGAGGGAAGAGGACGAGUGGAGUGGGGUUGAUGGGGAGGAUGAAGGGAAGGAUGCAGAGGAGGAGGCAGAGGAGGAGGCAAAGGAGGAGGAUUGGCCGAAAAAACACAAGGAAGAGUCUGUUGCUGAGGUGCCUCAACAGAACGACGACGGGCAGAGUGGGAAAAACGAGGGGAUUGGAGAGGGUGAGUGGAGUGGGGUUGUUGAGGAGGAGGCAAAGGAGGAGGAUCGGCAGGAAAAGCACAAGGAAGAGUCUGUUCCUGAGGUGCCUCAACAGAACGACGACGGGCAGAGUGGGAAAAACGAGGGGAUUGGAGAGGGUGAGUGGAGUGGGGUUGUUGAGGAGGAGGCAGAGGAGGAGGAUCGGCAGGAAAAGCACAAGGAAGAGUCUGUUCCUGAGGUGCCUCAACAGAACGACGGGCAGUGUAAGGAGAUUCGGAGGGAAGAGGAAGACCAAGAGGUGCCUCAAAAGAGCGAGGAGGAAAAAGGUGUGAAGAAGGAUGGGAGGGAAGAGGAUGAGUGGAGUGGGGCUGAUGAUGAUGGGGAGGAGGAUCGGGCAGAAGAGCAAAACGAAGAGCCUGUUCCCGAGGUGCCUCGAAAGAAGGAGGAGGGACAGAGUGAGAAGGAGGAGCGGAGGGAAGAGGAUGAAUGGAGUGGGGCUGAUGAGGAGGAUGCAGAGGAGGAGGAUCAGAUGGAAGAGCAAAGCCUAGAGCCUGCUUCUGAGGUGCCUCAAAAGGAAGAGGAGGGAAAGAGUGAGAAAAAGGAGCGGAGGGAAGAGGAAAAGCAAGAGGUGCCUCAAAAGAGCGAGGAGGGAAAGAGUGAGAAAAAGGAGCGGAGGGAGGAGGACGAGUGGAGUGGGGUUGAUGAGGAGGAUGAAGGUGAGGAGGAUCAGAUGGAAGAGCAAAGCCUAGGGCCUGCUUCUGAGGUGCUUCAGCAGAGCGAGGAGGGACGGAGUGAGAAGAAGGACGGGGGGGGAGGGGAUGAGUGGAGUGGGGUUGAUGAUGAAGGGGAGGAGGAUCGGGCAGAAGAGCAAAUCAAAAAGCCUGUUCCGGAGGUCCCUCAGCAGAGCGACGAGGGACCGAGUGAGAAAGAGGAGGGGAGGGAAGAGCAAAAGAAAGAGCCUGCUUCUGAGGUGCCUCAAAUGAACGAGGAGGGGCAGAGUGAGAAAAAGGAGCGGAGGGAAGAGGAUGAGUGGAGUGGGGUUGAUGAGGAGGAUGAAGGGGAGGAAAAGCAAAACAGAGGGUUUGUUUCUGACGCGCCUCAAAAGGACGAGGAGGGACGGAGUGAGAAGAAGGAUGGGAGGGAAGAGGAUGAGUGGAGUGGGGUUGAUGAGGAGGAUGAAGGGGAAGAUGGUUUUGAUUCUGGUGACAGCUUGGGGAGUGAAGAGGAGAGUGGGAGUGGGGAAGGAGGAGGAGAGAAUUGGGUGAGUGAUGUGGAUAGUGAGAGUGGGAGUGGGAGUGAGGGUGGGAGUGGGAGUGUGGGUAAGAGUGAGAGUGGGAGUGAGAGUGGGAGCGAGAGUGGGAGUGGGUGUGAGAGUGGAAGCGGGAACGAGAGUGGGAGUGAUGGGGAUGAGAGCACACUAGACAUGAGCAGUGUUGGUACCCUGGAGCUGGAGGGAGAGAGUGGUGAGGACGAGAGCAAGACACGAGAGAGUAAAGCGCAAGCGAGUGAGGUGGGAAGGAAUGAGGUGCGAGGCAAUGAGGAGGAGGAGAGCACACUAGACAUGAGCAGUGUCGGUACCAUGGAGCUGGAGGGAGAGAGCGGUGAGGAUGAGAGCAAAGCGCGAGCGAGUGAGGUGGGAGGGAGUGAGGUGGAAGUCAGUGAGAAGGAGGAGAGCACUCUAGACAUGAGCAGUGUCGGUACCAUGGAGCUGGAGGGGGAGAGUAACGAGGACAAGACUGAGGCACACAGGAGUGAGGAGCGAGGGAGUGAGGAGCGAGGGAGUGAGGAGCGAGGGAGUGAGGUGAGGAAGAGUGAGGAAGAGAAGAGUGAGAUUGGGGAGAAUGAGGGAGGGAAGAGUACGGAACGAUCAAAGCAAGAUGACAGAGAUGGGGAAUGGAGCAAGCAGGUAGAUGCAAGCGAUGAAACAAUCGGGAAUGAUGUUGAGACCACUCCCGGGAUUAGCACAGCCGACGAAAAGGCCGAUCAUGAAAAGAUUGAGGUUGGUCUUGAUACUCUCAAGGUUGGCUCAGCCGUUGAAGGAGUCACAAUGAUGGAAGGAGAGAUCAGAGAAGGUCAGAAUGAUGCUAGCGCUUCCGGAAAAGCCGCGCCAAAGCUGGCAGCUGACGUGGCAGAUCGGGUUGCUGUUGUUGUGGCCGAAGCAGAUUGUGUGGAUCAUAUUGCUGACGUGGAAAGCGCUGGCGUGGAAGGUGCUGAUGUGGAGGGUGCUGAUGUGGAGGGUGCUGAUGUGGAAGGUGCUGAUGUGGAAGGCACACCUGCGAGAUUGGUCAGCUGA
This is a messenger RNA of Closterium sp. Yama58-4, 3672 nucleotides long. Lineage: Eukaryota; Viridiplantae; Streptophyta; Zygnematophyceae; Desmidiales; Closteriaceae. The record is from the annotation of a GenBank genome assembly.